AUGGCCUCGAAUACAGGGCCAUCACCAGUGCGAGCCUCGCAGAAGGUUUUUGACCUGCUUUCUCGCCUUCAUGAGCUAUCCAUAAAGCAAGAAGCGGAGAUACAGCCCACGCUUGAAUCCUUCCUCGACUCACGCGAUCGCGACCCAGUCCUUGGCACGGCGGAGCUCAACAGGCUCAUGGUCGACAAGUUCGUUGCACUGGACCGAGACAAGUGUGAGUUCGUGUACCAGCUCAUGCUCGCUACGGGAGCCAGGUAUGUCGUGGAGGCUGGCACCAGCUUUGGGGUCAGCACGAUCUAUCUCGCCUUGGCCGUGGCGGAGAACGACGCGCAGAACGGGAAGGUGAUUGCGACGGAGCUUGAGGCAACGAAGGCCGCAAAGGCACGGCAGCAUUGGAGAGAGGCUGGGGAAGACGUGGAGAGGCACAUUGAGCUGCGGGAGGGCAAUUUGUUGGAGACGCUUAAGGAGAACCUCGAGCAGGUUGACCUGCUGCUGCUUGACAUCUGGACGCCCCUCGCAUUGCCUACUUUGAAGCUAGUGCAAAGCCAUAUGCGGCCAGGCACCGUGAUCGUGGCAGACAACACCAUCUCCGCCGCUGCAGGGUACAAGGAGUUUCUGUCUUACGUUCGUGACCCGAACGGGCCGUUCCGGAACUUGACAGCGCCGUAUACGAAUGGAUUGGAAGUGAUUGUCUAUAGACCAUGA
This is a messenger RNA of Verruconis gallopava, 705 nucleotides long. RefSeq lists its product as uncharacterized. The transcript is spliced from 2 exons. The record is from RefSeq and is a predicted model, not a curated record. The coding region runs from base 1 to 705 and encodes 234 amino acids. Lineage: Eukaryota; Fungi; Ascomycota; Dothideomycetes; Venturiales; Sympoventuriaceae. Gene Ontology annotation, molecular function: O-methyltransferase activity.